Molecule: messenger RNA, 783 nt
Organism: Merops nubicus (carmine bee-eater)
Lineage: Eukaryota; Metazoa; Chordata; Aves; Coraciiformes; Meropidae
Gene: GAR1
Product: GAR1 ribonucleoprotein
Exons: 6
Coding region: 1-783 (260 amino acids)
Biological process (GO): ribosome biogenesis; snoRNA guided rRNA pseudouridine synthesis
Cellular component (GO): box H/ACA snoRNP complex
Molecular function (GO): box H/ACA snoRNA binding
Source: RefSeq, a predicted model, not a curated record
AUGUCUUUUCGUGGAAGAGGAGGUGGAAGAGGCGGUGGCUUCAAUCGUGGAGGAGGGGGGGGUGACAGAGGUGGCUUUAAUCGUGGUGGACGAGGUGGCUUUGGACGAGGUGGUGGACGAGGAGGCUUCAACAGAGGCGGAUAUGACCAGGGGCCUCCAGAGAGGGUAGUUUUACUGGGAGAGUUCAUGCAUCCGUGUGAAGAUGACCUUGUUUGUAAAUGCAAAACAGAAGAAAACAAGGUGCCUUAUUUCAACGCCCCAGUGUACUUGGAUAAUAAGGAACAGAUUGGCAAAGUGGAUGAAAUCUUCGGACAGCUGAGAGAUUUUUAUUUUUCAGUCAAACUGUCUGAGAACAUGAAAGCCUCUUCAUUUAAGAAAAUGCAAAAGUUCUACAUCGAUCCAGCAAAGCUGCUGCCCCUUCAGAGGUUUUUGCCAAGACCACCUGGAGAGAAAGGUGCUCCCAGAGGAGGGGGUAGAGGAGGACGUGGUGGUGGACGUGGAGGAGGAAGAGGUGGUGGUAGAGGAGGAUUUGGAGGAGGAAGAGGUGGAGGAAGAGGAGGAGGAUUUAGGGGAGGAAGAGGCGGGGGAGGAGGAUUCAGAGGAGGAAGAGGUGGUGGAGGAGGCUUCCGGGGGAUGGAGGAGAACAGGCUGCCUCCCUACCCUUUGGAAAUAACUUUGGAACUUUCCAACUUUGGAAAUAACAAUAGAAAAGUAGAAUCUCCCUGGAUUUCAUCUGGAGCUGGGAGUUCAUUCACAGACUCUCAGUAUACCAAUUACUUUUGA